AUGUCCGAGCAACAGGAGUUCCCUCCUGGUGCUUUUGAUAAGGAAAUGGCAUCGGCAGUGAAAGAUGCAAUGAAAGCUGCGGCAGACGAAAUGUUAGACAAGACUGAUUCAGAAAAUGAUACCAACGAAGAUAAAAGGGAAAGCACAGAUAAUGAUAAUGUACCAAGUACCGAUUCCAGAGUGGUAAAUGCUGAUUCAAGUACUGACAACUUUAGCGAAUCAAAGCAUGAUGAAGAUGGUCGAGACUUCGCGUUAAAUCAGGCAAUAGAAGAUGCGAUCCGUGUGAAUUUCGGCGGUACUAAGGAGGACGAAGAUGAAGAAUCGGCGAAUGAAGAUAAUUCUAGUGAUGAUGAUAAAGUUGAAUUGAAGAAAGACGAAGAACCAGACGAAACUUCUGCUCUUGAAGCGGCAGAGAUGGAUCUUAAUCGAGAAAUUAAAGAUGCUUUUCAGGAGUCGGGAGUCGUUGAAGCUCAAAGUGAAUCAGCCAGUGGAUCGGAAUCAGAAGCAAGCACUGAAUAUAGUGCUGAAGAAGUGCCUAAAGAUGAUGCUAUAGGUACACAAGAGAUGCAGGAUGCUAUAUAUGAUGCACUCAAAGACGUCGAGGGUAACGUUAAAGAAAAGAAAGAUCACACGACUGAAAUUGACGACAGUAUGGCCCAACUUGAACUUAACAAGGCAAUUGAAGAAGCUCUUAAUGUUCCAAUAGCUGAGCAGCAUGCAGAGUACAAAGAGGAAUCUAAUUCUUCCAAUGAUCAUGAGCAAACAGGAGGAAACACGGCGAAUAUUGACUUAAAUGCAGCGGUGAGUGAUGCGCUGAAAAAUACUGAAAUGGAUUCUGAAUCUAAAGAUGAUGAGCUGAUCGGUACUUCUUCAACCUCAAGUGCAGAAGAACGUGCAUUAAAGCAGGCCUUGGAGCAAGUUGCACAAAAUGUGGUUGAUACAGCACUUGUGCCAGAAAAGAAGAAUGAGAGUGCUGACAAUGUAAAAGAACCAUCAAAAAAAAGUAAUGAGGAGCCAGAAGACCAGCAUUGGGAUGACAUCAUGCUUAAAGCCAUGGAAAUGGCAACAGAAAACCCUGAAGCCUUGCUUUCAAGUUUAAAUGCUAAUUCUAAUCUGCAAGGAGUUGCAGCAGCUUCAAAACCUUUAUCCGAAAUUAAUAAGGUAGGAUCAACUGCUACUUCAAGAAUACCGAAAUUGCCUGAUUUGAACUUUCCUUUCAGCGCUACUGCAAAUGAAAGAAGGUCAGUGUCUGCUUUAGCCCAAUCCAUGGUCAAUGCUGCUAUUUCUGCUGCUGCUAUGCGAGCUGCUGCUCAACAACGGCUGAUGGAGCUCACUGGACAGAGAAAUGUAGAAAAUCUUUCUGGAAAGGACUUUCUUUCUGCUUACCAGAAAUACAUUUCAUCCCGAAAAGCCAACUCCAAAGCCUCUCCUUUCACCAGGUCUGCUUCUUCAUCUACGGCUCCUAUCUCCUCUAGGUUCAAUUUGCCUUCUGUAUUCAAUAAGACUGAAGUUACACAGGUUAAAGGUCAGAAGAAAAAGAAGAGCAUGUCAAUAGCAGAGGUUCUGGCACUGGAGAGGCAGAGAAUGGGUCUUGUAGCACCGUCUACAGAAGAUAUUCGAGCAUCUUCUAGCUCCUCUGAUAUGAACAAAGAUGAGACAACAUCUAAAAGCAUCGAAAGACAAAGUCUUUUGGGUUUCAUUAUCUCGAAUGUUAGCUUGAAAGCGAUUGAUCCUGAUGUGGUAUCUUCAAAGUUGAGCUCUGAAAUGAUUAACAAUAUCAAGCAUCAUGUCAAUUCGGCAGCUUCAAAAAUCAUGGCUGAAGAACUUUUGGAAAGUGAAAAGAAGCAGGACUUAGAUGAGAUGGAAAAAAGAAAGUUAGAAAAUAGGGAAAGAAAAAAGAGAUGGAGAGUGAUAAAUAUAGAACGAAAUAGAGACAACGAUUUAAGAAUUAGAGUUACAAAAAAGGCCAAUAACAUGUAUCCUGCGCCAGAGCAGGAGGUGGAAAAGCAAAACUGGAUUAAUGCUGAAUUCAGUAGGAGAAAGCAAAAGAGACUUCUCAGAGAGCAGGCACAGCAAAGGGAGCUAUUAGGGCUCAAGUCAUCGUCUGUUAUCACAUCUCAUGUACAAAUUAUUCCUUCGACUUCUCUGAAAAGCAAAUCUAUAUCCGAAAUACUAAGCAACGAUGAGUUCUUGAAAAGAAUUUCUGCUGUGUGUAACUCUAUUGGGAUAAAGAUUGAUGUUGACGGACUUAAGCAAACUGCCCCAGAUAAGGUUGUGGCGGUUACAGCUUUAGGAAUAGGAAUCCUUGUUUCAUAUAUUGCCGGUACACCAACUCUCUCUGUUUCAAACUUAGAGGUUAUCAUCAACUCUGUGGUUAAUUCGCUCAAAGAUUUCAUUGAUUCGGAGUUGCAAGUUGAGAAUCAUUCGCUUAAAAGUUCAAGCAUACCUCCAGCUCCGAAGGUCUUUAAGGCGAGGUCUGUGAAAAGGUCUCUUCCCACACCUUUUGUUCCUGCACAAAAGCAAGUACAUGUUUCACAACCUCCUCAAAAAAAGGUUGCAUAUUCAAAGCAGGAUUCUACAUUUUCUAGCAAAAAGGCCCUGAUCAAGCAUAAGAAGAAAUACAAAUCAAAGAGCCAAAAAGAUCAACCGGUUGACUUUAAGAAAUUCAUGUCGCCGCAUCCGCUUCCUGCUUCCUUUUGGUCCAGUAUUGAAGAAAAUAAGAGGAAAGAUGCUAGUCCAACCAAUGUACACAAAAAAGAGGAUAUCAAAGUUUCUUCACAAAUAUCUGAGCGUCCUACUGAAAAUGAAGAUCAAAGUCAUAUGACAUCCUCCAUCAACAAAAAUACUCUUCCCAGUAAUGUGGGUACUGAUCGUACAAUUGGUAUGAAUAAGGAGAGCUCGCAUAGAUCGUGGGAUUUCAUAACGAGUGUUACUUCUUCGUCCAUAAAAGCUGUCAGACUUCCAAAAUACAUGAAGCCAAAGUUAGGUAAAAAUAAAGAAGAAGAACCUCAUAUGUCAUCUUUACAUUCAGUCAAUAACAUCGCAAAAGGACAUCAACAAUCCGGAUCCAAUCCUAGUGUUAGUAGGCCAUCUUAUUACGGAAUCAGAAAGCCGGCAGCAUUCAAGAAGCCUACCGCAUUUACUAAAUCUGAUGAUCUGGAACACAUGAGGGAAUCGCCAUACAAAAUUGUUCCUCUGAAGCCACAGUGA
Messenger RNA from Brettanomyces bruxellensis, 3210 nucleotides. RefSeq lists its product as uncharacterized. Lineage: Eukaryota; Fungi; Ascomycota; Pichiomycetes; Pichiales; Pichiaceae. Bases 1 to 3210 code for a protein of 1069 amino acids. The record is from RefSeq and is a predicted model, not a curated record. The transcript has a single exon.